GUUUAAGCCAUAGGAACCACUGAUGUGCCGAGCGUUGGUAUCGUUGGUAUUCCUGAUUUAAAAUAAAAAUUAACCGCCAAUCACCAUCAAUAGGUUAUACACAAGUAUAUAACUUUAUUAUUAAAUAAAAGUAAUAUAUUUUAUUUCGGUAAUCAUUUUUAAAUAAAUCGGAAUAAAACGAAAUUCAAUGUACAUAAAAAUUCGUGAUAUAAAUGCAAAGCCUGAGGAAAAUGAUAUUUUUAUUGAUAUCUCCAAAACCUCCAAAAUCGAACAGAUUAAGAAAAAAAUUGAAGAAGAACGGGGAAUUAAAAUAAAUUGUCAAAGACUGUUAUAUAAAGGAAAGCAGCUAGAAAACGAUUUACGUGUUUUUGAUUAUGAUGUACAAUUAAACGAUGUUAUUCAACUUGUUAUAAGAUCAGAGGAGCAUAUUAACAAAAGCACUGAUAACAAAAAAAAGGAAGAAGGCCCAUCUAAUUCAACUGACAUUGUAAGGGAAGAAAGGAAAAAAGUAGACAGCAAAUAUUUUAAAGUAGGUGAUUUGGUAGAUGCACAUGAUCCAGAAUACACAGCAUGGUUUGAAGGUAUACUCGUUGCUGUGUGGGAAAACAAUGUAGGUUUACAAUCAACAUUAAAUAAUGAGGAUGUUCUUUUUCAAAUUAAGCUAGAAAACUUUGAACAUUUUGCUGACCUAGAAGUAGAAUNAAAUAUUCAAAAAUUCCCUAUUAAUAAUAAUGCAAUAUAG
Agrilus planipennis (emerald ash borer) is the source of this 742-nucleotide messenger RNA. Its product is annotated as E3 ubiquitin-protein ligase UHRF1-like. The record is from RefSeq and is a predicted model, not a curated record. The coding region runs from base 188 to 742 and encodes 184 amino acids. Gene Ontology annotation, molecular function: protein binding. The transcript is spliced from 3 exons. Gene Ontology annotation, biological process: post-translational protein targeting to endoplasmic reticulum membrane. Lineage: Eukaryota; Metazoa; Arthropoda; Insecta; Coleoptera; Buprestidae.